Messenger RNA from Cadophora gregata, 798 nucleotides. RefSeq lists its product as uncharacterized. The record is from RefSeq and is a predicted model, not a curated record. The transcript has 4 exons. Bases 1 to 798 code for a protein of 265 amino acids. Lineage: Eukaryota; Fungi; Ascomycota; Leotiomycetes; Helotiales; Ploettnerulaceae.
AUGGGCUGUGUACUCAUUCUCAUCGCGUACCUGCUGGAUGUUGUUGUCGCACAUGGAGGAACAUCAAACUACACCGUCAACGGUAUUGACUAUGCCGGUUACGACCCAAGCAUUCCACCAUCCGAGCAAGAUGGCCAACCCUGGCUCGUCCAACGCAAAUGGAUAACGAUCGAUCCUAUCUUCGAAACCACUAACACUUCCCUCGCCUGCAACUUCCCCGGCACCCCCGCCGUCUCCUUCAUCCCAAUCCUUCCCGGCGACAACAUCACCGCCGUCUACAACUACUGGCUACACACCGUCGGACCCAUGACCGUCAUGAUGGCCGACUGCGGCGCCUCAUGCGAAACCUUUAACCCUAAUGAAGGGAAAUGGUUCAAGAUUGCAGAACGAGGACUUCUGAGUGGGACUGUGAGAGAGGGAAUGUGGGGACAGAGGGAUUUCCAGCAUUGGGAUGGGAUGCCGGAUUUGUGGACGGAGAUGAUUCCGAGAGGGUUGAGGAGGGGAAAUUAUUUGAUCAGACAUGAGAUUAUUGCGUUGCAUAUUGCGCAUAAGCCGCAGUUCUAUCCGCAGUGUGCGCAUCUUGUUGUUGGCGGUGGGGGUGAGGAGGUACCUGGUGAGGAGUACUUGACGAGGAUCCCAGGGGUUUGGGAUAUGAGUCAGCCGGAGAUCAAUCUUGAUAUUUAUACGGAUGAUAUUGGGGAUGCAACCAUUUACAAAAUCCCCGGUCCACCGGUUUGGACCGGACAAGCUGCUGCUGGUAUUAACAGGCUCUCCUACGGAUUCAAAGGGCCCAAGUAG